UGGGUUGUUUUGCUAAAGCACUAUCCUUGCUAGCAGCCUCGGUCAACCAGAAAUUAAUUCUCGCAUUUUUCGAUUGUUGACCUUUUCAAUGAAAUCGUAUCACAUCACAUAGGUCACAAAUCGUAUGAAGUCAGACUGAGAUAUCUUGUCAUUUCAGUGUAAUUUCCCAAGCGAUUCCCAGCAUGACUUCUCGUCGGCCGGACAGCUUUGAGGGUUUGGGUUACAGGGGCAGAGAGGAUCCGUCAUUCAGCGGGGGCUAUUCGGGCAGGUCAUUCAAUAACUCAUCCAGCUCUGACCUCCAGCACUGGGUCACCACACCUCCAGAUAUACCUGGCAGCAGAAACCUGCACUUUGGCGAUCGCACUCCCCAAUUUGAGACGGCACCUGCCCCACCUGGAGCAGCAGACGAAGCCCAAUCAGCGGCUCCACCGUCCGAACAGCUGAACAGAUUUGCUGGGUUUGGGAUAGGUCUUGCAAGCCUCUUCACAGAAAAUGUCCUGGCACAUCCCUGCAUUGUGUUUCGACGUCAGUGUCAGGUGAAUUACCAUGCCAGGUGUUAUCACUUGUCCCCACUGACUGCUAUCAGCGUGAUGUACAAUGUCACCAAAACUCAGGGUCCAAAGGCUUUAUGGAAAGGAAUGGGCAGCACUUUUGUGGUUCAGGGGGUCACGCUGGGAACAGAGGGCAUCAUUAGCGAAUGCACACCUUUACCAAGGGAGUUAUCACACAAGUGGAACCCUAAACAAGUUGUGGGACACUUAGUACUCAAAGGUUUGACACAUGUGGUUGCAAUGCCGUUUUACUCAGCAAGUCUCAUAGAGACUGUACAGAGUGAAAUAAUCCGAGACAACCCCGGCAUCCUGGACUGUGUGAAAGAGGGUAUCGGGCGUGUAAUGGGAAUGGGAGUGCCUCACAGCAAGCGUCUCCUUCCCCUCUGGAACCUGGUGUUUCCCACAGUUCUCCAUGGCAUCCUCCACUAUGUUAUCAGUUCCAGCGUGCAGCGGCUGGUUCUUUACCUGCUGCGGCGUCGGAAUAACGGCUCACCAAAGCACUCGUCCCCUGACUCGCAAGCGGACGCGGUCCAGUCUAUGCUGGAUUCAUACUUCCCUGAGCUCAUGGCCAGCUUUGCUGCCAGCCUGUGCGCAGAUGUGCUGCUGUUUCCUUUGGAAACGGUGUUGCACAGGCUGCAUAUCCAGGGAACGCGCACUAUCAUCGACAACACUGACCUGGGUUUCGAAGUGUUGCCCAUUAAUACGCAAUAUGAAGGAAUGAGGGACUGUAUUAAUGCUAUUCGGCGUGAGGAGGGCUCCCUGGGCUUCUACAAAGGCUUCGGCUCCAUCGUUGUGCAGUACUCGCUUCACGCCGCAGUUCUGCAGAUCACCAAGAUGAUCUACUCAACGCUGCUGCGAAACGCUUAAAUAGAAUGAUUCGGAAAAAACAUCGAUUCCUUCCUAAUUCACUGAAAGGUCCUUUUUUGGUUGAGUUGGACAUUCCAAAAAUGUGUCCUAAUAUGAAUUGAUAAUUGCAGACAUUUGAGGUUCUCUUUACCUCUUUCUGUGAUUUGUUAGUCUACUUGUUUCAUAAAGCACUGGUUGUCUUGUUGAUUGCACGACACAUUUAUGCAAAAUAUUCAAUAUGCUUUCACAUUAACACUGCAUUUAAAUUAUUAUGGUGACCCCCAACUAUCCAUCAGCGCCAAAACAUGAUCUUUGUAAUUAUAUUCCCAUACUGUUUUCUCCAUUUCGUCAAUGGUCACUAAGUUUCAUAAUGUGGUGUGUGAAUGUGAUUGUUUAUUUUGGCAACAUUGUGCCAAGUUCUUAAAGAAAUUAUGUCAUUAAAUUAUUAUUUGCACCUUAGUGAAACUUGUGCCAGUGUUUCAAACAGUGAAACUGUUUCUAUUUGUCUGGUUUAACAUGAUAUAAGAGAUUAAAAAUUCAGUUCAUUGAAUUGGAAGCCAUUAUAUACACAAGAAUGCAUGUGUAGAUCUAAUCUGGUUCCUGGGUGAGUAAAUGAUCAGGUUCUAAUUUAUUGGGCACCAUGAUUAAAAUAAAUGUCUAAAAUCUG
Messenger RNA from Onychostoma macrolepis, 2064 nucleotides. RefSeq names its product solute carrier family 25 member 46 (gene slc25a46). Bases 183 to 1418 code for a protein of 411 amino acids. Lineage: Eukaryota; Metazoa; Chordata; Actinopteri; Cypriniformes; Cyprinidae. The record is from RefSeq and is a predicted model, not a curated record. Gene Ontology annotation, biological process: mitochondrial fission; axon development; mitochondrial membrane fission. The transcript has 8 exons. Gene Ontology annotation, cellular component: mitochondrial outer membrane.